AUCCGUCUUGCUUGCACUGUCAAUGGCAGAGGUGAAGUCUCCUGUUCAUUCACCUCUGGGUCUUGUUCAGGUUCGCUUCACUGCACACUAUUGAUGUCUUUCGUUGUUGAAUGAGCAGUGACUUUUUGUUGACUGUUUUAUCGGUGCUUGCUUGCUUGCGGUGCGCAGCGCUUUCCUCCUCUACCGAGCAAUCGCGCCUGCCCACCAGACCGUUCGUUACGCACCUGCGUCCUUGAACUAAUUACUUACCUUUGAAACGACUUUCUCUUCUGACAAACUCGAUUCUUCAAACUUAUUCCAGAAUUCUAAUUCCUACGAGGCAGAAAAAGAGCACAGGCUUGUGCGGUUGGACUUCAUACAUCUAAUACUCAUCCAUUUACCUUCGAAGAACACCAGCUCAAGAUUCUCAUCGGGAGGAAGUCACGAUGAUUCCCUUGCUGGCCUUCGUGGCCUUCAUCUUCUCCAUCCUCUGUGCCGGCGUCAAUGCCAUUCCCACCAUCACGGCCGUCGGGUCCAAAUUCUUCACAAGCGAGGGUAACCAGUUCUACAUCAAAGGUGUUGCCUACCAAUUGGUCGAAGACGAUCCGCUCGUGAACAAGACGCAAUGCCAACUCGACGCCUCCCUCAUGAAACAGCUUGGAGCCAACUCGAUUCGAGUCUACCACGUAGACCCUUCCGGGGACCAUUCCGGUUGCAUGAACGCCUUUGCUCAAAACAACAUAUACGUUUGGGUUGAUAUGGACAGCUUCAAGACGUAUAUCCAGUUGGAUGGCGUUCCUUCGUGGACAAAGAACAAAUCCGACUCGUAUCGAGCUGUCAUGGACAACUUCCAGCAGUACGACAACACUGCCGGCUUUUUCGUGGGCAACGAGGUGCUCAACUCCAAUGCUGACUCGGCUGCUGCUCCUUACCUACUGUCUGCUGCUGUUGACCUCAAGAACUACCGUGAUGCCAAGGGUUACCGCAAGAUCCCCAUUGGCUACUCUGCCACCGACACUGCUAUUCUUCGGCCGAUGCUACAGAACUAUGUUGUCUGCCGUCCUAACGCGACGGAGCGUCUAGAUUUCUACGCACUGAACAGCUAUGAGUGGUGUGGAUCGAGCCCAGACUACAAUACUUCUGGAUAUGUUGGCUUGCAAGAGAGUGCUGAAGGGUACCCUAUACCGAUCUUCUUUUCCGAGGAUGGUUGCAACACAGUACCGCCAAGAACCUUCAAUGACCAGGCUGCAAUCUUUGGUCCUGAAAUGGUUGAUACAUGGUCGGGUGCCAUUAUCUAUGAGUGGAUUCAAGAGACAAACAACUACGGUCUUGUCACCUACGGUGCGGCUGGUGGUGCCAACCAGGGCUCGGUUGUUGUUGAUGGGUAAAUAUGCCAGGCUGGCAAACUGGGACUUGAUGUGAACAAGCCCGUGCUGACUGAUGCAGGUUCACGCGUCAGGGGAUGCCUACGCCAGUCCAGCCCGAUUUCAGCAAUCUCGCGGCUCAAUGGUCGACAUUGACCCCCACCGGAGUCAAGUCCGCGGCGUACACACCAAGCGCAUCUGCGCCAGCUUGCCCAACUUCGACCGCAGGAGGAUGGACCGUGGAUCCCAGCUCGCCGCUGCCUACCCUUGGAGCGGUAGGCGUCACCCCAGUUUACCCCUCGUCCGCGACUGGUGCAGCAAGCAGCACGUCGGGCGCUGCUACUUCUGCAACUUCUCAAGGCGCAGCUGGCAGGGUCGGCCCAGGCCCUUUCCUUGCAAACAAUGCAGGCUUGAUGAGCACUGUCAUUGCACUGCUUGCAGUUGGUGCAGGAGUCGCGUUCUGGCUGUGAGAUUUCUCAUAGGAGAAAUGUGUAAUUUCAUGAAUGAUGAUGGAGAGAAUUGCGAGAAGUGUUGAUCCGGGAAUAACUGCGAUCACAAAAGAAAUAAUAUGUGGAUAGCGAAGCAUGAUAGAAGAAAAGCUGCACAUUCUCGCCAGAAGAAGUCGUAUCUUAUGUAUCGGCUGUGGUGCAAUAGAGUUCUAUGAAGAGACUUCAAUCGAUAC
Molecule: messenger RNA, 2025 nt
Organism: Exophiala xenobiotica
Lineage: Eukaryota; Fungi; Ascomycota; Eurotiomycetes; Chaetothyriales; Herpotrichiellaceae
Exons: 5
Coding region: 426-1367 (313 amino acids)
Biological process (GO): fungal-type cell wall (1->3)-beta-D-glucan biosynthetic process
Cellular component (GO): cytoplasm; fungal-type cell wall
Molecular function (GO): 1,3-beta-glucanosyltransferase activity
Source: RefSeq, a predicted model, not a curated record